Messenger RNA from Colletotrichum orchidophilum, 1419 nucleotides. RefSeq names its product major facilitator superfamily transporter. Gene Ontology annotation, molecular function: transmembrane transporter activity. The record is from RefSeq and is a predicted model, not a curated record. NCBI's taxonomy places the organism in Eukaryota, Fungi, Ascomycota, Sordariomycetes, Glomerellales, Glomerellaceae. The transcript has 5 exons. Gene Ontology annotation, cellular component: membrane. Gene Ontology annotation, biological process: transmembrane transport. The coding region runs from base 1 to 1419 and encodes 472 amino acids.
AUGUCGCAAACCGCCACUGAGGCGCGAUCUGAGGCGCAGCACCAAGGGCACUUCACCCCCGAGGCCUACGAACUCGGCCGUCUGAGUUCCAGCCGUGGACGCGCACUCGGAAACUCGUCGCCGAAGAAGGACGGGCCCGAAGAACAUCAAUCGUCAGAUGUUCCCGACGACACCCCGCCACCGACUGCCCACGGAGCUAUCGAACGAUGGAACUCGCCAAGGGGUAACAUGGGAAGGCUGGGGUUCGCCUUCUUCUCGUUUGUCAUUGCCGGUAUGAACGAUGCUGCAGUUGGUGCCUUGAUUCCCUAUCUUGAAACAUACUACGAACUAAGCUACACCAUUGUCUCGCUCAUCUUUCUGACCCCCUUUGCCGGGUACUCGGUUGCGGCAUUCACCAACGCCAGGAUCCAUCAGAGAUUUGGCCAAAGAGGCGUGGCUAUCAUGGCUCCUCUGUGUCACAUCAUCACCUAUGUCGUCCUGUCCCUGCAUCCUCCUUACCCAGCGCUCAUUGUGGUCAACAUGAUCAGCGGCUUUGGUAACGGGCUGACUGAUGCGUGCUUCUGCGCUUGGAUUGGCGCCAUGGAUAAGGCGAACACAAUCCAGGGGUUCCUGCACUCCUUCUAUUCCGUAGGAGCCCUCAUUUCCCCGCUGAUCGCCACCUCGAUGGUUGUCACUGCCAAGAUGCCAUGGUACAACUACUACUAUGUCAUGGUCGGUGCGUCUGUCCUCGAACUCGUUGGCCUCACCGUGUCCUUCUGGCAAAAGACGGGUGCCGUGUACCGCGCAGAACACGCACACGAGAACGAGGGGAGUGGAGGUGCGGGCACCAGAACUGCACUCAAAUCCAAAGUCACCUGGCUUUGCUCCUUGUUUUUCUUCGCAUACAUGGGUGUCGAAGUCGGUCUCGGUGGUUGGAUCGUCACAUUCAUGUUGCGUGUGCGCAAGGCAUCCGCCUACGCGUCUGGUCUGUCAGCAACUGGCUUCUGGGCAGGCCAGGCUCUGGGACGAGCUACCUUGGGGUUCGUGACCGAGCGGUACGGAGAAAGGCUUUGCAUCAGCAUCUAUAUCACUAUCUGCCUCGCUCUUCAGCUUCUCUUCUGGCUCGUCCCGCAAUUCAUCGUUUCGGCCAUCGCUGUGGCUUUCCUCGGCUUUUUCCUUGGGCCGAUGUUCCCCGGGGCUGUCAUGAUGACGGCUAGGCUGCUUCCGAAGCACACUCAUGUCAGUGCUAUUGGAUUUGCUAUGGCCAUUGGCGGUACCGGCGGAACGGUCUUUCCUUUCAUCAUCGGCGCGAUUGCGACAAGUAAAGGUGUCUCUGUACUGCAGCCCAUCAUUCUAUCGCUCAUCGUCGUGGUAGCUAUUGUGUGGCUCUGCUUCCCGCGGAUCAAGAAGCGGGAUGAGAAUGUUGUUUCUGAUAUUUAA